Cucumis melo (muskmelon) is the source of this 2091-nucleotide messenger RNA. RefSeq names its product U-box domain-containing protein 38-like. Gene Ontology annotation, cellular component: nucleus; cytoplasm. Gene Ontology annotation, biological process: protein ubiquitination. Bases 289 to 1911 code for a protein of 540 amino acids. Lineage: Eukaryota; Viridiplantae; Streptophyta; Magnoliopsida; Cucurbitales; Cucurbitaceae. The transcript has a single exon. Gene Ontology annotation, molecular function: ubiquitin-protein transferase activity; protein binding. The record is from RefSeq and is a predicted model, not a curated record.
UAAAUGCCGCCGUGACGGUCGGCGGGAAGUUGAUUCACCGUUCCUCUUCGCACAAAAUAACACAAAGAUUCAUUCAUUCAUUGAAAAGUCAAAACUCCAUUCCACUCCCAAUCUCCGACCCAGUCUUCAUCCAACAUUCAUAAUAGAAAAAAAGCAAAAAAAGGACAAAUCUUCUCUCUCCGCGCAGACAUUUGCCAUAAAUCAAACACCCGAAAACCCAAUUUCAUCAAACCCAUCGGUUCUUUCCCUCUCCAAAUUUCUGAAAUUUCCCCUGUUUUUGACUAAGAAAUGGUCGGCCAUGGCAACCACAGGUUGAAACUCUCCAUCUUCCACCAACGAUCUUCCUCCGACUCCAAACCCCAACGCCCAAAAGACUGUCCCCAAGAAUACCUCUGCCCAAUUUCCAAGUCUUUAAUGGCCGACCCAGUUGUCGUCUCCUCUGGUCAAACCUUCGAGCGUCUCUCUGUUCAAGUUUGUCAAGACUUGGGGUUUUCCCCCAUGCUUGAAGAAGAUGACUCAAGGCCCGAUUUCUCCUCUGUUAUAAUCAACAGAAACAUAAGAUCCACCAUUCUCAAAUGGUGCGAUAACAACGGCAUCGAACAUCCCCAACCACCGCCUUACACUUCCAUUGAACUCAUUGUUCGUCAAUUAAUGCAGAAGGAGGAGCAGGAGAAUCGAUUCGAGGCUUCUGAUAGCGCGUUGAUUAGGAGGGUCGCUGAUAAACCGACGGGAGUUGCGGUUCAUGCGACCACCGAGGUUGGGUUGCGACACAACCGAUUUCAACUCAACUCGCCGGAGCAGACGGAGGAGACUACACGGGAGAGUACUCUCUUGCCUUUCAAAACACAACCAUCUAGUUAUGCUGCUAAUGCUUCUUCCUCUUCACAUGGAGGCUUCGAUAGAGAUUCCAAUCACGGAGGAUAUUCUGAUUCGGAUUCCCCAAAUUUAGAGGAAGAAUCUCGACUCAUUUUGAAAUUCAGAAGCAACGACGAAUUCGAGCAACGAGAAGGAGUGAUUUCCCUACGAAAAUUAACGAAAUCAAACGAAUCGAUCAGGGCUUCUUUAUGUACAAAAGAAUUCCUCGCCGCCUUACUUCCUCUGGUUUUAUCCCGAUCUCCAAAUGUCCAGAUCAACGCAGUAGCUUCCGUCGUGAAUCUCUCUCUCGAGAAAGCGAACAAAUUGAAGAUCGUACGCGCAGGAUUUGUUCCGCUAUUAAUCGACGUUUUAGACGGCGGAAACACCGAAUCUCAAGAACACGCUGCCGGCGCUUUGUUCAGUUUAUCGUUAGACGAUGAGAACAAAAUGGCGAUUGGAAUUCUCGGCGCGUUACCGGUGUUGAUGAACACGCUCCGAUCCGACAGUGAGAGAACUAGGAACGAUUCAGCUCUUUGUUUGUAUCAUUUGACUCUAAACCCCAGCAACCGAGUCAAACUGGUGAAACUUGGUGCCGUUCCAAUUCUGCUAUCGUUGACGAGAAUCGAAGGAUGUACGAGCCGAAUAGUACUGAUUCUAUGUAACAUCGCGGUGUCUGUGGACGGGAGAUCGGCGAUGCUGGAUGCGAAUGCGGUGGGUUGUUUGGUGGGGUUAUUGAAGGACAAGGCGAUGGAUUCCGAGUCGACUCGGGAGAAUUGUGUGGUGGCGCUUUACGCACUGAGUCAAGGAGGAUUCCGAUUCAGAGGAUUGGCGAAGGAGGCCGGCGCGGUGGAGGUUCUGAGAGAGGUUGAAGAAAGAGGAACCGAGCGGGCGAGGGAGAAGGCUAAGAGGAUUUUGCAGAUGAUGAGAACCGGCGGGAGCGGCUCGGUCGAGAUUGAAGGUGUCGUCCGACAUGGGCUCGAUACCAGUGGAGUCAGCUGGACCGGUCGGGUUGGUGCCGGCUUGAACCGGUACUCAACAAAUACAACUAAGUUUUGAUUUGGUCUUUUUUAUCCCUCUUUUUUCCAUGUGAAUUUUAUUUUUAGGACUCAGUUAUUUGUAUAGUUAUUUAUUGAUGUCCAAAGAAAAAACAUGUUUUACUAAAUUCAAUUUUUUAAAUUGUAUUAUAUUUGAUAACAAUUUUGUUUUAAUCUACUUAAUUGGGUUUGUUUUUUUUCA